UGUCGUCACCUCCAUUGUUUCCAAAACUUGACUGGCAACCACUCCAGGGUGUAGGACGCCUCUUACCUGAUCUCAGCUGGGACAGGCUCCAGUUACCCAACACCCAAAUGAGGACAAGGGCAAUAGAAAAUAGAUGGAUGGAUGGAUGUUGUGUGCCUUUAUUUGCAAUUUACAAUAAUGAUAGUGUUACAAGCCACACCCCCCCCCCACCCCCCACCCCCUCCGACUCCAUUCACACAUUCGUGGCAUCCAGCUCCUCCGUCUGCGCAUGUGCAGUAGCCCAUCGCCAAACCCCAUUGAAUGUAAUAACGGCGCUUUUAAGGGGGAAGAAGAACAAGCGAUUGUUAACCGCAGGUGAUGAGAGCAAAGGGGAUGCGCAAUUCCGCAGCCGGCAUCUUGACAAAGGGGAGAAUUUGAAGACAUAUAUCAGGCUUUUUGUUGUGCCCGUGUGCGUGCGUGUGCGUGUGUGUGUGUGUGUGUGUGUGUGUGUCUGCGUGUGUGCGUGCGUGUGUGCGUGUGUGGAGACAAGGGAUACUGGAGGAACGUCCUGCAGGAUAAGGGCGCGCCUAAAAACCCAACACAUUCAUGUGUCGUGAUUGAUUGUCCUCGGGAAAGAACUGCAUCAAUUUUGGAGCUAAGGAGGCUAAUCCAGGACAGGGGGCCCGUUUUGAAGAUGUGCGCGACAUCAAGAUGGCUGUGACGAUGGAGCUGCGGACACUUUGGAGAGUCCAUGAAAAGUCCUUCCAGACUGCCUGAAGAUGUGGGAGAGAAGGCUGGGAAAAACAUGUUACGGCGAGUUGUGCGACAGAGCAAGUUCCGCCACGUCUUCGGCCAGGCGGUGAGGAACGACCAGUGCUACGACGACAUCCGCGUCUCCCGGGUCACAUGGGACAGCUCCUUCUGCGCCGUCAACCCCAAGUUCGUCGCCAUCAUCAUCGAGGCCAGCGGCGGCGGAGCCUUCCUGGUCCUGCCUUUGCACAAGACGGGCCGUAUCGACAAGGUGUUCCCAACGGUGUGCGGUCACACGGGUCCCGUGCUGGACAUCGACUGGUGUCCUCACAAUGACCUCGUCAUUGCCAGCGGCUCCGAGGACUGCACCGUUAUGGUUUGGCAGAUCCCAGAGAAUGGCCUGGAGUCUCCCCUCUCGGAGGCGGUGGUGGUUCUGGAGGGCCACUCCAAGAGGGUGGGCAUCGUGUCCUGGCACCCCACCGCUCGCAACGUUCUCCUCAGUGCUGGGUGCGAUAACCAGGUGAUCAUCUGGAACGUGGGCACGGGCGAAGCGGUGAUCAACCUGGACGACAUGCAUCCCGACGUGAUCUUUAGCGUUAGCUGGAGCCGCAACGGCAGCCUCCUGUGCACCGCCUGCAAGGACAAAAAGGUCCGCGUGGUGGACCCCCGGAAAAAGAAGAUCGUGGCGGAGAAGGACAAAGCCCACGAGGGAGCUCGGCCAAUGAGAGCGAUCUUCCUCGCAGAUGGAAAGAUCUUCACCACCGGAUUCAGCCGCAUGAGCGAGCGCCAGCUAGCGCUAUGGAAAACCGACAACAUGGAGGAGCCCAUUUGCGUUCAAGAGAUGGACUCCAGCAACGGAGUCCUGCUCCCCUUCUUCGACCCCGACACCAACAUAGUGUACCUGUGUGGAAAGGGCGACAGCAGCAUUCGGUACUUUGAGAUCACGGACGAGGCGCCGUACGUGCACUACCUCAACACCUUCUCCACCAAGGAGCCGCAGAGGGGCAUGGGGUACAUGCCCAAGCGCGGACUCGAUGUCAACAAAUGUGAAAUUGCCAGGUUCUACAAAUUACAGGAGAGAAAAUGUGAGCCAAUCAUCAUGACAGUGCCCCGAAAGUCGGACCUGUUCCAGGACGACCUGUACCCGGACACGGCCGGCGCCGACCCCGCCCUGGAGGCGGAGGAGUGGUUCGCCGGCAAGAACGGCGGCCCGGUCCUCAUCUCGCUCAAGGACGGCUACGUGCCCACCAAGAGCCGAGACCUCAAAGUGGUCAAAGCCAACGUCCUGGAGGGCAAAGCUGCCACCAAGGCCGCCGAAAACGCCGCCAACGUCCACAAGAACGUUUCGUCUCACGCUCCUGCGCAGCCGGCGACACAAAAGAUGGAGGAUAAACUGGAAGAGGUGCUCCGAGAGUUCAAGUGUCUGCGAGACCGCGUCAUCCUUCAGGAUCGGCGCAUCGCCAGACUGGAAGAGCAGGUCGCCAAGGUUGCCAUGUAAGUCCCCCCCCAAGUUCAAAAACACCAACCCCCCUCCCUCGCCCUCCCCCUCCUCCUCUCCCUCGCUGGACCCAAUUUGGCGCCGCCAGGCCAACAUUCCAAAAUGAACUUUUUCCUCCCUUUUCCCACACGUUCCCCCCGUUUCUUCUCUCCACACUCAAGACACACAGGCGGAAAAGAAACAGUCUUACGUUUUGUUUUGGUUUUUUUGUUGUUUUUUUUUUUACAUCAUGUGACGCUUGUGUUCUCAAAGUGUAGCAUCAGUAUUUCUCGUCAUCUUCUGUGUUGCCAAAUAUUACAUUACGAGUUAUUUGUGUGCAGUUUCAUGCACAACUUUUGCAUUUUCUGUCCUGUUGUACGUACAUUCCAGGUAGAAUUU
Messenger RNA from Phyllopteryx taeniolatus (common seadragon), 2605 nucleotides. Its product is annotated as coronin-1C-A-like. NCBI's taxonomy places the organism in Eukaryota, Metazoa, Chordata, Actinopteri, Syngnathiformes, Syngnathidae. Gene Ontology annotation, biological process: cell migration; actin filament organization. Gene Ontology annotation, molecular function: actin filament binding. The transcript is spliced from 12 exons. The record is from RefSeq and is a predicted model, not a curated record. Bases 731 to 2227 code for a protein of 498 amino acids.